Messenger RNA from Lactuca saligna, 414 nucleotides. NCBI's taxonomy places the organism in Eukaryota, Viridiplantae, Streptophyta, Magnoliopsida, Asterales, Asteraceae. The record is from the annotation of a GenBank genome assembly.
AUGAAUUUUAUUCUUCAAUUGUUGAAUGAUAGUGUUGGGAAGUCAUCUGUUAGUGGGGCAGAUGUCGAAUGUUUGUUAAAAUCUCAUGAGUCUCGCACAAGGACUCUAGUUGAAGAUGUCGAUAAACAUAUUGAUGAAAUGUUGUCUACUCAUUAUCGUAGUUUUGAUUAUGAACUUCCAAAUUCUCAUGAUGCUAUUCAUGAGUGUCAUGUGAUACUUGAGAAGUUGGUGACUGAUUCAAAGGAUUCUAUUGAGUUGAAGAUAAAGGAGUUCACUAAAUUAUUUUCAAAAGAGGUUCAGAAAACUGAUACGUUUUGUGGUACUGUUACUCAGAAGGUUAGUUUGUUAACUGGAGGUACAACUCAUUUGGUGGAGGAUAUUUAUUCUUUCAAUACAGUUACUCUGGUGAACUGA